AAUCUAUAUUUAAUGUUAAAUUUAAAUAAUUAAUUAUAUUAUUAAUUCUAUAUAGUCAAUUAUUUGUUGAGAAAAAAAAUAAAAAAUAAAUAUAUUAUAAAUUAAUUAAGAAAGAAAUUGUGAUAUUAAUUCUAAGUGAAAGUUAAAAUUUAAAAAGAAAAUAUACAAAGUGAAACGUAAGACCACGGAAAAGUCCAACUUAUCUCGUAAAGGGUUCGAGUGACUUAAGGGAAAACAUAGUAAAUCACUGCUCCGGGUUAAUCCAAUUUUACGUCAAACCAAACAAAAAUAAAAUACCAAAACAAAGCAUAUUCAUAACCUCCUCUCCAACACACCAUCUCCAUCAUAUCCAAGUCUGAAAAAGGCUUUUGUUUUUUAUAAUCCCUUUCUUAACUGUACAUACAUGAAAUAUUAACCAUCCAACUUACAAACGGGUUGGGUGUUUAAAUUCCUGCUUUUGUUCCGGGUUAAAGUCGGUCGUGAUUAUUUUUUCGUUCGAAACGAAAAAAAAAACUAGAAAACCAAGAAACCAUAUCGAAACAAACAUACAGAAAAAUAAAUUAAAAUAUUCAUAUCAAGCAUAAAAGGAUUCCGAUCAAAUUAUCAUAUCCUUUUUAUACUGUGCAAACAACAUAUCGAUCAAACGGAUUCUAAUUAUCUUUCCAACUGACCCUAAUCAAUUUGUUUGUUUUUAUCUCGUUCGUUAAUGACUUUAUUAUAAGGAACCAACAAGGACACUCGGGAGUCCUUUUUCCUGUCGUCUUCGGUGGUUAUUUUAUCUACAUAAAAAUUAAUCUAUUUAUAUCUGGAAAUUGUCGUGUCUGGAUGUAAAAUUUGAAUAAAGAAAAAAUAACAAAAAACAGAUGAAAAAAAUUCUCGUCCUUGAGUGCAUACAAAUAUAAAAAAGUAUAUAAAUGAAUGUGUUGUAAUUUGUGUGUAAUUCUUCAGCAAAUUAUAAUCUCACCUCAAGUGUUGUCCUGAUUUUCCGAUUUCGUUUUACUAUUCGAUUUAUAGUAAAUUUCUUAUUAUUAUUACCUGCCAUAGUAGAGUGUUGAGUGUGUAUGUGUGUGUUUUUUCCAUUAAGUAGAAAAAAAGUUAAAAAAAUAUCCUUGAAAAAAUAAGGAAUAAAAGUAGUAAAUAAAAAUCUCUUAUAGAAGAAGAAAAAUAAGAAAAAAUCUAAAGUUCCUUUAUAAUGGCGAUGGUAAUAUCGGGUCGGGCGAAAGCUGUUAUCACAGCUCUGAUAAGUUUCUUCCUUCUUGGUAUUGUAUUAGUGACCGGUUCAACAAAAGGAUGGUUCGUACAACAACGUUAUCACGGCGAGAGAGUUGCUGCUAGGAUACAGGCGACAGACGAUAAUGGAAGUGGAUUCCCACCACCACCAAUCAACUCUCCACCUCCUGCUUUCCGAGGACCAAAGGGUGAAAAAGGUGAACGAGGUAUUAAAGGACCACCAGGUGAUAGUAUACGUGGUCCACCAGGACCACCUGGGCCACCUGGUCCAAAAGGCGAAGCUGGUCCAUAUGCACCCUAUGUUGACUUUCCAACGUCAAUGGAUGGUAUAUUUAACGGAAAGUGUACAUGUAAUGCGUCUGAUAUCCUAGAAGCACUAAAAGACAGCGAAACACUGCGUGAAUCAAUACGAGGACCACCCGGUUUACCGGGUAAAGAAGGAAAGACAGGUGCUCCUGGACUCACGGGUGCUACUGGGGUACCAGGUGAACGCGGUGCCCCCGGUCCUAAGGGCGACCGCGGCGAUAGGGGCGAUCCUGGUGCUCGUGGUCCCGAGGGUCUUCAGGGCAAGAAGGGUGAGCCCGGCUUGGAUGGGAUGCCUGGAGUGGCAGGUCCACCCGGUCCAGCUGGGCCACCCGGUCUUCCGGAUAACUACGAUGAAUCACUGAUGGUAAAUUCUAUGCCUGGACUAAGGACGAGUACACCUGGGCCGAAGGGUGAUGCUGGUGAAAAAGGUGACAUCGGCCAACAGGGAGAACGAGGCCAGCCAGGCCCAAAGGGCGAGCGUGGUACAGCGGGAGCAUCCGGCGCAAAAGGUGACAGGGGUCAUCCGGGGCCACAUGGCCCAGGAGGCAUCAAAGGUGAGCCAGGUCAACCUGGUUUGCCUGGACUUUCCGGACCACCAGGUGCAACUGGACUUAAGGGAGACAGAGGUAUGCCGGGAGAUAUUGGACCUGUGGGGCCUGCGGGUCCUCCAGGCACAGUCAUUUACACAGACACACAGAUGAACACCACACAGUGCACAUGUCCGGCGGGUCCUCCGGGCUCCAUGGGGCCGAGAGGCUCUACGGGUUCACAGGGUGCGACGGGAGAACCAGGGCCGGCUGGACCGGCCGGUCUCACAGGUCUGCCAGGUAUAAAAGGAGAAAAAGGAGAACGGGGACUGAAAGGCAGUGCUGGGUCGAAGGGCGACCGAGGACCAGAAGGACCACCCGGACAAGCGUUCUUCGGAGGCGAGGGCAUGAUGUUGAAUGGCACCAAAGGUGAAAAGGGUGAGAAAGGCAUGCGUGGCAGACAUGGCAAACAGGGACCUAGUGGCCCAAUAGGGCCACCUGGCGUUCCUGGCCUUCCCGGAGAAAUGGGACAUCCUGGACGCACUGGGCUCAAGGGUGAAUCAGGCCAAAAGGGACAAAAAGGUGAUUUCGGUGGCAAAGAAGGGAUGAAAGGAGAUAAAGGAGAUCGAGGUGAUGAUGGAAGAACGGGCUCCCCUGGUCCACCGGGAUUGCCAUCAGCAACACCACCAAUACCUGGACCACCAGGUCCACCGGGGCCACCUGGACCACCUGGUAUGCCUGGCAUUUCGAUAGUUGGGCCAAAAGGUGAUCCAGGUAUGGAAUAUCGAAGUUUUGGUCGAGUAGAUGGACGAUCGCCGUUAGAUGAAAUCAAAGCGAUUCGAGAACUUCAAAACCUUAAGGAUUAUCCUGAAAGUACUGCCGGACCACCAGCAGGAAGACAGGAUGAACUGCCCUCAUCAGCGUCGUCAACAUCAUCGAAUAUGAGAUUUGUACCAGGUGCUUUAACAUUCGCUAACAUUGAAGAAAUGACCAAGAAGUCAGCUAUGAGUCCUGCCGGAACGAUAGCCUACAUAACAGAGGAAGAAGCGCUCCUAGUGCGGGUAAACAAAGGAUGGCAGUACAUUGCGCUGGGAAGUUUACUGCCAAUAGCUGUGCCAGCUCCACCAACGACGUUAUCGCCACCAGCAAGACCGGAUUUGCAAUCAUCAAAUCUCCUAAACAAUCUACCCCAACCACUGGAAAGUGGUCCACACUUUACAAUAUCACCGGAAUAUGAAACGUGGUAUCCCCGAAUGCUUCGUAUCGCAGCACUAAAUGAGCCACAUUCUGGCAACAUCGAAGGCAUACAUCGUGCCGACUUCCAGUGUCACAGACAGGCGAGAAAAGCUGGCCUUGUUGAAGAGGCAUUCAGAGCCUUCCUCUCUGCGAGAACACAACAUAUUUAUUCAAUAGUUCGAGAGAGUGAUCGCAAUCUGCCGGUUGUGAAUACACGAGGAGAUGUCCUCUUUAGUUCCUGGAUGAGUAUAUUCAAUGGACAAGGUGGAUUCUUUUCGCAAGCACCUCGAAUUUACAGUUUCAGUGGGAAGGAUGUACUAACUCAUCCGCAGUGGUCACAAAAAGUUGUUUGGCAUGGAUCGCAUCUAAAUGGCGAACUAGCUCAGGAAAUGUAUUGUGAUGCAUGGAUGUCAUCAUCCAUGGACAAGGUCGGUUAUGCCAGCAGUCUGCUGGGGAAUAAAUUAAUAGACGAGGAAACGUACUCCUGCAAUAAUCAAUUUAUUAUCCUAUGCAUUGAAGUUGUGCCGAAGAACCAACGAAGGAAACGAGAGCUUGACUCUGAAAGAAGAGGACGAAACUUUGAAACGGCAGAAGAAUAUGCUGAAUAUCUUAAAAAUAUCACUUGAGAUGACUUUAAUUUAUGUAAUUAAAACAAAAAAAAAAAAAAACAAACAUACCAAAUAAAUAAAAGAAAAACCAAGAAUAAAAAAUAAAAACAAAAAAAAAUAAACAAACAAACAAAAAGGACUGUGCCAUAAUGAGAAAGAUGAUGUUUCCAAAAGAAAAACCAUCAACAGGUUGGUGUUGCUUAGUUUCUACCUUCAAUCCAAAGCAACCCCCACCCCCCAUUAAAAAAAAACCCAACCAAAAAACAAACACCACUCAACGCAAUGAAAACAAAGAACCUGAGAAAUAUUGCUUCGAGAAUUAUUAUAAAAAGCAACCUCCCUUCUCCUCGUUAUAUUUUUUAAUUAAAAAUAAAACAAUACAAACAACAAAAUUCUUGGCUAUCGUUAAAUUAUAAAA
Eupeodes corollae is the source of this 4325-nucleotide messenger RNA. RefSeq names its product collagen alpha-2(IX) chain (gene Mp). The record is from RefSeq and is a predicted model, not a curated record. The coding region runs from base 1193 to 3925 and encodes 910 amino acids. The transcript has 19 exons. NCBI's taxonomy places the organism in Eukaryota, Metazoa, Arthropoda, Insecta, Diptera, Syrphidae.